GUCCUUUUUUGGGCCGUAUACUGAAUAUCAUUGCCAGAAAAAUUAUCCGAAUAUUUCAUUCGGUCAAUCAGUUAGAUCUGUGACCGUAAACUACAACAGUCAUCAUUCAUUCAUUCAAUGUCAAUCGCUCUGAUCUUGAUAACCUAACUUUCAGUUUUUAUUUAAAAAUUGCAAAUUUUGAGCCUUGUGGUGUUAAUUACUAAUUUUGUGGUCAAUUCCAAAAUCACCUAAAUUAAUCAGGAAAAAUGUCUGAGCAACAAGUAGCUUCAACCCCAGCGUCGGCAGCCGUGUCGGCCACCAGCGUCGCUGAGGAGCAACGGUCGGGCAGCGGAGGAACUGUUGCAGGCUCUGGCGGCAGUGCAACUGGCAGUGCGGCUGGAUCAGCUGGACCUGAAGAGAAAUUAUAUGGAGGAUGUGAAGGCCCAAACGCUAUGUAUGUGAAGCUGAUCUCUUCAGAUGGCCAUGAGUUCAUUGUGAAGAGGGAACAUGCGCUCACCUCGGGCACUAUCAAGGCUAUGUUGAGUGGACCUGGACAGUUUGCUGAGAAUGAGGCCAAUGAAGUCAACUUUAGGGAGAUUCCCUCCCACGUACUGCAGAAGGUGUGCAUGUACUUUACUUACAAAGUUCGUUACACAAACUCGUCGACGGAAAUCCCUGAGUUCCCGAUCGCCCCAGAAAUCGCGCUGGAGUUGCUGAUGGCUGCUAACUUCCUUGACUGUUAAGAGUACAGCUAUGUACCGGUAGAUGGUGCUAGUGAGACGGCCACCAAAGAGGUUGACUGCAAAAAGUUUGUAAUAAAAACUUAGCAGCUGUCUGAUGAAGAUCUCUUGACAUUGUAAGGUUCCUCACUCAUAUAUUAUCUUAUAAUGUAAUGUAAAAUGUUAAUAAAAGAAACAUUCUUAAUAAGUAAAUUAAUUGAAUUUAUUAUUUUUAUAUUUAACAGACAGCAAUAAAUUUUUAUUUGCUAAACCUCUUUGUUUAUUUUUAGUUGCUAUGGUAAUGUGUCUCACUAGCGCCACAAUUAUCAAAGUGAUCAUUUUACG
This is a messenger RNA of Spodoptera littoralis (African cotton leafworm), 1043 nucleotides long. NCBI's taxonomy places the organism in Eukaryota, Metazoa, Arthropoda, Insecta, Lepidoptera, Noctuidae. The record is from the annotation of a GenBank genome assembly.